Austrofundulus limnaeus is the source of this 1266-nucleotide messenger RNA. RefSeq names its product partner of NOB1 homolog (gene pno1). The transcript is spliced from 7 exons. Bases 117 to 866 code for a protein of 249 amino acids. Gene Ontology annotation, molecular function: RNA binding. NCBI's taxonomy places the organism in Eukaryota, Metazoa, Chordata, Actinopteri, Cyprinodontiformes, Rivulidae. The record is from RefSeq and is a predicted model, not a curated record. Gene Ontology annotation, cellular component: nucleus.
UCUAUUUGGGUCCUUUUUGUCGCACGAGGACAUCCUGGCUCCCAUCCUGGCACCUACCUCUGGGGCUAGUUUGCUUCAGUUUGUUUUAAGUCUGACUUUUUAAAAUCGCCUUCGCGAUGGACCCGGAUAAAACCCCAAGCCUGGGUGCUGAAGCGGCCGUCGACGGUAACGAUAAGGAGGAGCCGUUCAGGGAGGCGAAGAGGCCCGCAAAAAGUCAGAAACGAAAACGAGAACAGGGAGCUGACACGAUGGACACGGAGGACAGCGUGUCCAACAAACGGCCGCAAUUUCCACCGAUUUCAGGAGACAAAUUACGGGGGCCAGAUGAGAUGUGUAAAGUUCCUGUUCCAGCUCACAGAUACACCCCUCUUAAAGAAAACUGGCUGAAGAUCUUUAGUACGAUUGUGGAGAAUUUACAGCUUCAAGUCAGAUUUAAUCUGAAAACCAGGAAUGUUGAAAUCAAAACAUGUAAAGAAACUCAGGACAUCAGCGCGCUCACGAAGGCAGCAGAUUUUGUUAAAGCGUUUGUUCUUGGAUUUCAGGUUGAGGACGCGAUGGCUCUCAUCAGAUUAGACGAGCUUUUCCUUGAAAGUUUUGACAUCACAGACGUAAAGCCUCUGAAGGGUGACCACCUGUCCAGAGCCAUUGGAAGAAUAGCAGGGAAGGGAGGAAAAACCAAAUUCACCAUUGAAAAUGUGACGAAGACUAGGAUUGUGCUCGCAGACACGAAAGUUCACAUCUUAGGUUCCUUCCAGAAUAUCAAGACUGCGCGGACAGCAAUAUGUAACUUAAUUUUAGGAAGUCCACCUUCAAAGGUUUAUGGAAACAUCAGAGUGGUGGCCAGCAGGACAGCAGAGAGAUUCUAGACUGAUUGGCUGGAUUUUCUCGUUGUGGUCUGGGAUUAAUUAUGACUGUUUUGGACUAACACCUCAUCCUCUGCAAUGGCCUUUUUUUUAAAUCUCCAAGGUCAUGUUUCUGAUCAGAUAUGGAAAAUAUAAAAUGCUUACCUAAUGAAUUGUGGGUAUUAAAGCUCUGUAAAUAAAUACAGAAAAUAACUAAAGAAGUUUAAAGUGCCAGAUACUCAAACCAAUAUUUAGUAAAAGUUGAUACUGCUAAAGGUUUUGGUCGGGCUGAGCUGUAAUGGUACUGCUGCUGUUUAAAACUCAAAUCCUCUGCAAGGUGGGCUUUGAAGCCACAGCUGGGUGGGAGACAAACAGAAGGCCUUUGGUAUUUAUCAUUUCCUGGAUAAAUGAGAAUCUGCACCAA